Molecule: messenger RNA, 1692 nt
Organism: Nilaparvata lugens (brown planthopper)
Lineage: Eukaryota; Metazoa; Arthropoda; Insecta; Hemiptera; Delphacidae
Exons: 3
Coding region: 239-1510 (423 amino acids)
Source: RefSeq, a predicted model, not a curated record
AAAAUACUAAAGAUUGUUAUCGAGCCUUACUUGUGAUGGAGAAACCAACGAAAUUUGUCUUCAAAGGAAAUGUGUAAUCUGUAAACUCAGAAACAUUGAUAUAGCCUUGAAUGAUGACAACAAAAAUGACACCAUUAACUAUUUUUAUUGGAACACUAUUGAAGUAGAAGUAGAAAUUAAGGGAAUCAAGAAGAAAAAGAAAAAAACUGUGAAAGAAGACAGAUCUACUACAAAAGAAAUGCUUGUUAGACUAUUUAGAGGUUUGUUGAACAAAUUUUUGAUCCAUGUUCUUAAUAUAAAACACCAGUAUCGAGCCAUCCGCCAAGCAAAGGAAAACUUGAAAGUAAAUGAGGGUUUAUUACACAUGGACUACUCAGAGAAUUAUAAUUGUAAGUAUACAGAAGAGAUCCAGAGUUUGCACUUUGGAGGAUCAAGAAAUCAAGCUACUUUGCACACUUCAAUAUUAUACUACAAAGAUAAAGUCACUGAAGAUUUGAAAUCUGUUUGUUUUUGCACUGUAUCUGAAGAAAGGCGCCAUGAUGCAGUUGCUGUUUGUGGACAUCUCAAACCGAUUUUCAAAGAAAUUAAAAACUUAAUACCAAAUCUUUCAAAAAUGCAUUUUGUAAGCGAUGGCCCCUCCAGUCAAUAUCGUAACAGAAAAAUGUUUGUUCUCAUUGGUGAAUAUCUGACAUCUCUGUUGGGUGUAAGUAGUGUCAAUUGGCAUUACCUAGAAGCCGGGCAUGGCAAGGGAGCUGCUGAUGGAGUUGGCGGUGUCCUGAAAAGAACAGCUGACAACUUAGUAUCAAAAGGAGUAGAUAUACCUACUGUACCUGUUUUGGUACAACAGUUGAGUCUACACUGCCCUGGAGUAAAAGUGAUAUAUGUUACUCAUGAGGAGGUUUUGGAGUGCGAUAAUCUUCAACUUACAUUACCCAAGUUUAAAGGGACCAUCAAAACUCAUGAAAUCUGUUGGGCAGAAGCUAAUAAAAACCUGAUCCAAGUAAGAAGUCUUACAUGUAUGUUAUGUGCUCCAAACCAAAAAUGUAAACAUUUCCAUAUUGGACAGAUAAACUUGCAACACUCUCAAGGACAAAAUACCAAAACCUCGACUGCUUCAAGUUCUACACACUGUGGUAAGACCAAAACUUCCAUGGACAAACUGAAAAAUAGGAACAACUCUUCAUUCAAGACCUCGACUGCUACACACUGUGGUGAGACUUUCAAGAACCCUGAAGAUGGGGAUUGGCUCCUAGUAAAAUUUCCUGGGAAGCGCAGCAUCAAGUACUACAUUGCUAUUGUGGAGCAGAUCAUUGAGACUGAAGGAAUUUUUGUUCGGUGUGGAAGAAAUAUCGGUGACAAUGUUUUUAAGUGGCCCGAACCUGAGGACAAAUGUUUAAUAGACUAUGACCAAAUUGAGAAAAGAUUAAAGCCACCUUCAUUCAACUAUAAAAAUGACAGACUUGUUUCAUUUAAAUUUGAACAUAAAUUUGAUGACUAUCUUAUUUUGUAAAAUUAUGUUUAGUACACACACUUACGGUACAUUUUGAUGUUGUACCAGACACUAUUCUACCUAAGAUUUACCAAAUAAUAAACAAACUAACUCAUUGUUUAUUGAACAAUUCUUUAUUUAAUCCCUUAUGUUUUAUCAUGCACUUUGGAACAGCCCUAAUGACUGUGAGCACAGCGGUCAUG